AUGAAUUUAGCCUCAAGAUCCGACGUAACGGAGAAGGACACGAUGCGCUCGGAUAUCGUGCGUCCCAAAAGCGCCUGGCUUGUUGCAUUUCGGACCCCAUCACUGCACUCGAGAAACACUGCUCACCACACCGGCGUCUGUGUGGACCACAGUGCGCCAUAUUUACACCAAGCCGUCACCAGAAAUGCCUCACUGCAGUGUUGAAAGCACCGAAUCCCUCGGUCGGACUCGUCUCGAACAUCGUGAUUCUGGGGCUCUUAUGCAAGCCAGUUUCGGAGUCUUCACCAAUCGCAACAGCCGCCAAGGUCAAUCGGACCUUGCAAUAUCCUUGGCCCCGAUUCGGAAGGAAAUGCGCAUGUUGGCGAGGGCGAGGAGGGGGGAGAAGCAGACGGAGGGAGCCAUUUUUUUGUUUUCCACGCAAAAUCAACGUCUCUUGAACAGGGGGUUAGACUGGUGCAAAGUCAGGGCCACUGGAUCUAUGCAGCCCAUACAUUCACAGAACCACCAAAAGUUGACCCCAAACACCCUUCCUAUUCCAUAGUUUUGAAGAGUAGGCACAAGGAGAAGAGAGAGGAGAAGACAGCGAGAGAGCCGAAGCCGACGAGCGAUCGGGCCGUCCGAGCGGCCGGCCGUCAAAGUCGACGCGACGAUAGUACGGGGUCGUCGGAGCGAUUUUUCAUUUUCUGGCUGUCGGAGAGCGAUUCGUGGGUAAUUUCAUAACCUUCUUUCUCAUAUUCUCCGGGCUCUUCUCAAAAUAGGUACGGAUUGACCCCUCAGACACCUUAUCCCGAUGUACAAAUCGGCCUAAAAUCGCUCUGAGCUUUUCCGGGACCUCCUCGUCUCGCGCGUUCCUUCUCCUGCCCAACAUCAUCUUCGGCCUUCACCUUCCUUCCGUUGGGUUUUCACGGUUCUUUUCUCACGAGUACCUCCCCAACCGUGGCCUAGCCGAGCAGGCCCGGAGGAUCUUCGCACUCGGUCCGGAUACUCACGAUGUUUUCAAACUCCAAAUUUCCGAAAACGUUACUGAGGUCGGUCCGCACGCGAGCCGCAACCUCGCAGUAUUUGCGAGAAGUGUGUUCUCGGCCGAAGGUAUCAACGUGGUUGAGGCUUGA
Molecule: messenger RNA, 1112 nt
Organism: Microbotryum saponariae
Lineage: Eukaryota; Fungi; Basidiomycota; Microbotryomycetes; Microbotryales; Microbotryaceae
Source: the annotation of a GenBank genome assembly